This is a messenger RNA of Drosophila willistoni, 1844 nucleotides long. It is a transcript of the gene Cyp317a1, whose product is annotated as probable cytochrome P450 317a1. NCBI's taxonomy places the organism in Eukaryota, Metazoa, Arthropoda, Insecta, Diptera, Drosophilidae. The record is from RefSeq and is a predicted model, not a curated record. Gene Ontology annotation, molecular function: monooxygenase activity; oxidoreductase activity, acting on paired donors, with incorporation or reduction of molecular oxygen; heme binding. The transcript has a single exon. The coding region runs from base 164 to 1729 and encodes 521 amino acids.
UCGGUAAUGAACGUAACGCACUUGUUGCCUAGAAUACGCUUCGUGCGUUGCAUUAGAUCAUAGUAAGCGACGAAAGGUUUUCGACGGUAAUUUCGUUCAGUUCCUUAAGAAUAUAAUAUUUAAAUAUCGUAUAUAUAUAUAUAUAUAUACAAGUGAAUACAAAAUGAAGAAUAUGUGGAUAAUAUUUUUGAUUAUCGGUCUAAUCGUACUAUGCCUGCUGAUUCUGCUAAUUAUGGCAGCCCGUUAUCAGCGUGACUAUUGGCGUUACCUGGGCAUUCCACACGAAAGACCUAAAAAAUUAUGGGCCAUUAUCAAGCAAUUGGUGACGCAGUCUUUAAGUACUGAAACUAUGAAGGCGGCCCAUUACUCGACUCUCUAUACAAAAUUCAAAGGAAGUGGUCCAUUUUGCGGUUUCUAUGCCCUGUUGCAGCCACGAGCUUUAGUCUUGGAUCGUGAAUUGAUACGUCAGAUAAUGAUCAAGGAUUUCUGGAAUUUCAAUGAUCGUGGCAUGUAUUGCAAUGCCAAAUCGGAUCCAUUGUCGGCCGAUUUGUAUGGUUUGCGUGGUGAGAAUUGGAAGGAGAUGCGUCAGAAGUUAGAUCCCUCACUCGAGGGGGAUCGCAUGAGUAAGCUGUAUGGCAACCUGUACGAAGAGGCUGAGAAAUUAUUACUCACGGUGAGCGCAACACUAAUGAAACAACCGCAUUCGACACUUCAUAUACAAAAACUAAUGAGACGCUACAUCCUAUCGGCAUUGGGGAAUUGUGUUUUCGGCUUGGAUGCCCAGCAGCGGCAGAAAUACGAUCUGGAUCAAUUCGAACAAAUGACAGAAUUGGCAUUGAGUAAACGUAAACAUGGCUAUCUAAUGAACCUGAUGAUGAUACGUUUUCCAAAUUUCUGUCGUAUUUUGAGAAUGCGUUUGACACCCAAAGAGGCAGAGACUUACUUUCUCAAUUUACUUAAAGAUAUUGUGGAACAACGUGAACAUUCUGGUGUACGUCGUCAGGAUUAUUUACAACUUCUACUGGACAUCAAAGCCUUAGAGUUGACCACUCACACUUAUGAGACGGACAAAGAUUUGACGGCUCAUUUGCAAAAUGAAUUGGCAGCUCAUGCGUUUGUGUUUCUAAAAGCAGGCUAUGAGCAAACAGCCAACACUUUAUCCUACGUCCUUUACGAGUUGUCACUCAAUACUCAUGUGCAGACAAAAGUGCGAGAGGAACUCAAAUUAGCCCUGCAGAAGAAUCAACAAAAUCUCAACUAUGAGUGCAUACAGUCUCUGACUUAUAUGAAUCAAGUGAUAUUGGAAACCCUGCGAAUGCAUCCCAUUACACCCUAUAUACUAAGACGUACACUGCAAGACUAUCCAGUGCCAGACCAUCCCAAAUAUGUGCUGUUCAAGGAGCUAUUUGUUAUUAUACCCACUCAUGCCAUACACCGCGAUCCAGAUAUUUACAGCCAGCCGGAUGAUUUUCAACCAGAACGUUGGGGUGGACCGCGAGAUUCGCUGCGGGAGCAAGGCACUUGGUUUGGCUUCGGUGUGGGGGCUCGCAAUUGCAUUGGCAUACAUUUUGCCCAAUUGCAAAUACGUCUGGCCCUUGCCCUGCUUCUAAUGGAGUAUGAAUUCACAUUGAAUUCGCGUAAACCUCUGCUAACCAUCGAGGAUGGCAUAGCCUUACAAUUGAUACCGCUGGGUGUCAUCGAGCCAGGCAAUGAGGAGAGAGCUGUCUAAGCAAAUUAGUCAAUGAAUUUACACAAACUGAACAAAAAUCAAAACAAAUGAAUGGAAUGUAAAAGCAAUCAAAUCGAAAAUAGGUGAAUACACACACACACUCAGUAUGAAUAAU